AUGGCAACACCGACACGCUAUCUAUGCCGCACACUACUUCAAGUCAGUCGGCGGCAGCUGCCAGCAAAACGGAAAGCGCAGUCACAAUGUCUCCGGACGGCCCCAAAAGCAGCUCCUUACUUCCGACAAUACUCGUCCGCUUCGAUUCUCCGAGCAGGCAAUUCCAGGGAUAGGGAAAAUGAGCUACCAGAGGAAGCUAGGGCUGAUGAGCUAGAAAGAGUUGAAGAAGGGAAAGGCCCUGAAUACCUAACACCACUCCAACCUAUUGUCGCGGAAGAAGUCACUCCAGAAGAGCUUGAGCAAAUGAAAGAACUCCUCGGGGGAAAGCCAGGAGAUCCCAUCGGUCUCUACAAUCAUCUAAUGGCGGUGGCUGAGUCCCUUGAAGGAGAGAAAGACUUAGACCCUGCGAUAAUGGACGAGAUGGAAAGAGACAUUGAAGGCGAUGAGGAUGUCGACUUUCCUGUGGAUACUAUGAGGCCCCGAGAGAUGGGUUGGUUCGCAACCGACGAAGGGGAAGAUGAAUUCGCUAUGGCUGAAGAUGGCGACGACGAUAUUGAUGAUUCUCACAUCACAUCCGUUGCACACAGUCAGUUGGAGGUGCAUCGAGAAGUCAGAGAAUAUACUAGGGUCGUUGCUUGGGACAUGCCACUACUGACUAGUUUCGCCAAAGAAUUCAAACCUCCCACCGAAAGCCAGCCUUUGCGAUUCCGAUAUACAACCUACAUGGGGGAAUCCCAUCCCGCAGCAAAGAAAGUGGUCGUGCAGUUCUGUACCAAGGAUCUGCCUGGCCUGACGGACGUGCAACGUCUGAAACUGAUCAAGCUUGUCGGGACACGCUACAACCCCGACAGCGAUAUGAUCAAGAUGUCCAGCGAGAAAUUCGAGGCACCAGCGCAAAACAAACGAUAUCUGGGAGAUCUAGUCAAUAAACUCAUCGACGAAGCAAAGAACGGCGCCGAUGAUUUCAAAGAUAUUCCCCUGGACUUGAGGCACGUCAAGCCAAAGAAAAACAUCAAGUUUCCAGAAGAAUGGAGAAUAAGCCCACGGCGUGUCCAAGAACUGCUACUGGCAAGAAGGGAACAGAGGCUGAUUGCUGACGCAGCAGCGGCUGAGAUUCCCGUCGAUGGAAAGAACCUGGUGCAUAACUAUGUACAAUCUCUGGCGGGAAGGAACAUGCCCACUCCCAACCGGCUCAUGUAA
Molecule: messenger RNA, 1200 nt
Organism: Exophiala aquamarina CBS 119918
Lineage: Eukaryota; Fungi; Ascomycota; Eurotiomycetes; Chaetothyriales; Herpotrichiellaceae
Exons: 3
Coding region: 1-1200 (399 amino acids)
Biological process (GO): mitochondrial translation
Cellular component (GO): mitochondrial small ribosomal subunit
Molecular function (GO): structural constituent of ribosome
Source: RefSeq, a predicted model, not a curated record